GGCGCCCGCCACCCCCCAAGACCUCCCCCGCCGCCCCCGGCCGCGAUGCCCACCCCCCGGGGCCCCGGCGGCCCGCGCCUCUGCUAGGCUGCGGCGGCAUGGCCCGCGAGCCCGGCGCGACCUCUGCGGAUUGCAUCGGUGUGCGGCGGCGGGGCAUGCCCAGGGCACCGGGCACGGCCUUCAAUGGGCGAGGACACGGACACGCGGAAAAUUAACCACAGCUUCCUGCGGGACCACAGCUAUGUGACCGAAGUGUUCAGCAGCAGCUGGGGCACGGCCUGGC
Messenger RNA from Oryctolagus cuniculus (rabbit), 283 nucleotides. It is a transcript of the gene PPP2R2C, whose product is annotated as protein phosphatase 2 regulatory subunit Bgamma. Lineage: Eukaryota; Metazoa; Chordata; Mammalia; Lagomorpha; Leporidae. The record is from RefSeq and is marked provisional. Gene Ontology annotation, molecular function: protein binding; protein phosphatase regulator activity. Gene Ontology annotation, cellular component: protein phosphatase type 2A complex.